Molecule: messenger RNA, 2215 nt
Organism: Carassius auratus (goldfish)
Lineage: Eukaryota; Metazoa; Chordata; Actinopteri; Cypriniformes; Cyprinidae
Product: lupus La protein
Exons: 12
Coding region: 116-1321 (401 amino acids)
Biological process (GO): positive regulation of translation; tRNA processing
Cellular component (GO): nucleus; ribonucleoprotein complex; cytoplasmic stress granule
Molecular function (GO): mRNA binding
Source: RefSeq, a predicted model, not a curated record
AUCCUCCCCGGUCUCUGCGUGACGUCAUAACACCGCGACGCCAACCCCACGCUUCACGUUCGGAGAGCGUUUGGUGUGGUGUUUGAUUGAGAUUAGCCAGAAUCAAAACGCAGAGAUGGCAGACAAUCAGGAAAUGUCUCUUUUGGAGAAGAAGGUGGUGGAACAGAUUGAGUAUUAUUUUGGGGACCACAAUCUCCCUCGAGACAAGUUUCUGAAGGAGCAGCUGCAGUUAGAUGAUGGCUGGGUCACUCUGGAGACAAUGCUGAAGUUUAACAGACUGAAGAGUCUCACGUCAGACGCAGCUCUUAUUGUGGAGUCGCUGCAGAAGUCUAAAACAGGUCUCCUGGAGAUCAGCGAGGACAAAACCAAAAUAAGACGAAAUCCCAACAAACCUCUCCCAGAGGACAACGAGGAAUACAGGGAUGCGCUCAAACACAAAUCUAUCUACAUGAAAGGUUUUCCUCUUGAAACCACACUGGACGAGAUUAAAGAGUGGUUUGCAGAUAAAUGCACGGUCGAGAACAUCUACAUGAGGAAAGGAGUGCAGAAGACUUUCAAAGGAUCGAUCUUUGUGGUUUUAGCAUCUGAAGAAGCUGCCAAGGCUUGUGUGGAGCGCACUGAUGUCAAAGAGUACAAAGGGAACGAGAUAAUCGUCAUGAUGAAAGAGGCCUACUUUUCUAAAAAGUUUGCUGAGAGGAAGCAGAAUCGUGUGGAAGCAAAAGCUAAAGCAAAAAGUGAAAAGGAGGGCAAGCAGAAACAAGCUGAAGAAGAAGAGCUGAAAUCCCUGAAUGAUCAGAAAGGCUGUCUGCUGAAGUUCUCCGGUGAGUUGGGUCAGACCUCGAGAGAGGAUUUCCACGAGAUCUUCUCCAAUCAUGCUCGGAUCAAAUGGAUUGAUUUCACCAGAGGAGCUAAAGAGGGCACGAUCCUGUUCCACUCGAGCGCCCAGGAGGCCCUGCAGAAGGUCCGAGAGGCUCACGGAGGACAGGACCCCAAGGUUAAAGAGCAGGAUCUUCAGUGGGAGGUACUGGAGGGAGACGUAGAAAUGGAGAUGCUGAAGAAAAUCAUCGAGGAUCAGCAGGAGUCCCUGAACAAACGUAAAGGAGGCCGAGGAGGUCACAGGGGUCGUGGACGAGGCAGAGGAGGACGCAGAGACCGAGGAGGAAGAGAACAGACCCAGUUCAAGGGAAAGAAGACCAAGUUUGAAAGUGAUGACGAGGGAGAUGAAGAGCAAGCCAGUCAAAAGAAGAGACCUCUCGACUCAAAUGGGGAAGAUAAUGAAGAGCCAGCUUCCAAACAAGUGAAAAGCGAGAACGGAUCUUAAGGGCAAAUAACUGUGGCCUUAUUUUUCUAUAGUAGAUGUUCCCUAGAAUCAAGAAACCUGGAAAAUGCUUUCUCAGACCACUUCCUGCAGUUUCAACCGCUGCACAAAAGCUUAACGCCACACUUCUUCUCCCCCAAAACUGAAAAGGGCAUUUUCUUUCUUUGAAGAAAACAUACUGGAAGCCUUGAUGUUGUUUAUUUAUAUGCCAAACACACUUAAGAUUGUUGGUAUGAUUUAAGAUCUCAUCUGCAACUCUGUAAAUGUGUCCUUUUCUAUAUCCAUUCAUCUUAACCUGUGAGCUAGAAGCACUUCUGUAACUCUUGACAUCUUUGUGUUUUUCAUUCCUUGAGUGCUGACGGUCUGCAGAAUCUGCAACGAUUGUGUUUUCAGCAUAAUCAAGGAGCUGAUUAUCAGAUCUGACAGCAUUUGUUAAAUGCAAUCCUCUAUUAUUGUAGAAAUGUUUGAGACUUAUAAGUGAACUUAAGGUUUUGACUGUGUCAUUUUCCAUUAACGAAAGCUUGUUUUUCACCUGCUAGAUUGUUCCAUAGCUUUUGUCACUUGCACAAACCUAACAUACGGUAAUAAGUGUGUGUGUUAUCCUUGUUUCUUGUUAUACGUUGCUGUGAGGUUGCUUUGAGUGGUUACCGAGGCAUGUAGAUGUGGAGGGGUUUUAUUAGGUAUUCGUUUUGACUGAAUUUUUUAAAAUCAUAUUUUCUUUAUCACAGCACAGGAAACAUAUCUCUUAAUCUAAAGUGCUGUUUUACAUGCUUCAUAUUUACUCAGUCAGGGCUUCAACAAGCACUCGUUAUUUUUCCUUGUUUUUUACUGUCUCCUAUCUGUUGAGAUUAAGAUUACACAAAUUUAGAAAUUCAAUAAAGGUCUUGAAAAUCCAAA